CUUACCACAAUGUCAUUGUCAAACAUCUUGUAAAUUAAGUAGGUAUAGGUAUUAAAUAAACAUCGGUUAAAAUUAAAUAAACAGCACUGAAACCUGGCUUGAAUGGAUAUUAUUCAACCCUCCAUCCUGGACUGGGCUAUAACCAGUCAUGGGUCGUACUCACCGAAAAAGAAGACAUGGAAAGGCGCGCAACUUUUACACAUGUGGUGAUGGAAAAGAAAUAAUUUUACUGAACUCAUGGCUGUCCAAACAGGGUAUGCGAUGCAACGAGAAACUAGUGCUUGCUGUUUUUAACGAUACUGGUCGUGGAGUGCUAACAAAAAGGAAGAUUUGCGCGGGAGAAGAGCUCUUAACUCUGCCUUUGAAUUCAACCAUUAAUGUUACAACUAUCUUGACAGAUUUGUCUUUUUGUAAUAUUUUUUUAGAGAAUAAGAAAGAUUGUCUAGUAACUUAUAAGCAGUUAGUGUCGUUUCAAUCAUUAAUGGCACUCUACUUAGCAUUUUUAAAGCUCCAAGGCCCAGGUUCAAAAUGGUUUGUGUAUUUAGAGAGUUUACCAAAAGAGUAUACAGUUCCUUAUUUUUUGCCAAAUGAUAUAAAAAGUUAUGUUGAUAAAGAUAUACAAACUGUAAUUUCUAAACAGCAUGAUAUUAUUCAUUCAUCAUUCCAUAUUUUUGAGGAAAUUUUACAAAAUUCUAAGAGUGAUAAUAUUUCUGUUCAUAAACUGAAACAUUCUUUCAAUAUGCCUGUGUAUGAAUGGGCCUAUUUUACUGUGAAUACCAGAUGUGUAUAUAUGGAUUUAUCAAAUGUGAUUGAUCUAAGAAAUAUUGAAAAUUGUAUUUUGAAUAUAAUUACAGAUAAUACAAAGAUAUCUUUAUGUCCUUACUUGGACAUGAUUAACCACAGUCCAAAUGCCAGAAAUGAAACAAAACUAAUUGUAAGCAAAAAUAUAGAAAAUAUAAGUGUAGGACAAUUAGACAAAACCUUAUUUUCAGAUGUGUGGUUUUCUAUCUAUACUAAAAAUAAUUUUGAUCCAUAUUCGGAAGUGUUUAUAUGUUAUGGUGAUAGUCAUAAUUUGAAACUUAUCACAGAAUAUGGCUUUUACCUCCCUCUAAAUGAUCUUGAUUAUGUCUCUUUUGAAUUUGAACACAUAAUUUCAUAUCUAAAAACAAAAUCAAUUAAAUUGUCCCAAGAACAAAUGUCUUUUAUAAAUGGUCAUAAUUUAAAUAAAGAUUUGUACAUUGAUAUUAAAGGUUUAAGUUUCAAUUUCUAUGGUCUAUUAAUGGUUGUAAAAUACUUUUAUAAACAAAAUAUGGAUGUUAGUAGGUUGAUAUAUUCAGCCGCUUUAUGUACAAGUGAUAAAGUUUUAAAUGAAUUAAUAGCACCAGUGGUUAAGGAGAAAUUAGAAAAUAUAAAACAGUCUUUAAGUAAAUUAGAGACUUGUAAGAACAAUUGUAUUUUAAAUAAUUGUAAAGCUCUCAUGUGUCAGUAUGUUGUUGUCUUAGAAAAGUUUAUUAAAUGUUAGACUGUGAUUUAAA
This is a messenger RNA of Pectinophora gossypiella (pink bollworm), 1535 nucleotides long. RefSeq names its product SET domain-containing protein 4. Gene Ontology annotation, biological process: peptidyl-lysine dimethylation; positive regulation of transcription by RNA polymerase II; peptidyl-lysine monomethylation. Gene Ontology annotation, molecular function: histone H3K36 methyltransferase activity; protein binding; transcription coactivator activity. Bases 149 to 1522 code for a protein of 457 amino acids. Lineage: Eukaryota; Metazoa; Arthropoda; Insecta; Lepidoptera; Gelechiidae. The transcript has a single exon. The record is from RefSeq and is a predicted model, not a curated record.